Messenger RNA from Chenopodium quinoa (quinoa), 1192 nucleotides. Its product is annotated as serine/threonine-protein phosphatase 7 long form homolog. Lineage: Eukaryota; Viridiplantae; Streptophyta; Magnoliopsida; Caryophyllales; Amaranthaceae. The transcript has 5 exons. Gene Ontology annotation, biological process: meristem development; meristem maintenance. Bases 243 to 1151 code for a protein of 302 amino acids. The record is from RefSeq and is a predicted model, not a curated record.
UUUUAAAUGAAACGCUGUCCGGGACAGCGUUUCAUGGCCAUAUAUCAGCAUGUUCACUUCAGCAGAAUGCGCAAGAACUCAACCUCAACCUCAACGCUUUCCCUCCUCCCUCUCACACUAAACCACGACCGUACUCAAACACCCGCAUUGCCGCCGCCGCCCACCCUUGCGCCACCGCUGCUGCCGCCACCUUGCUGCUGCCCUCCUCCCUCUCACACUCACUCACUCAAUUUCGUGAUACGAUGGACGGUGAAGAUCGUACGCCUGGACCCGUUGACCCUUCUGUGCUUACACUACAGGGCACACACCGCAGCGUUGCCGUAUGGGAUCAGACGGUUGAUCCGGCAAAGCAGCUCGUUUGCAGGCAUUACACCACCAGGUUCAUGGUGGGGUGGGGAAUCGAUCCUCGCGUUUUGGCGUACGUCGAGUUUGUCGGUUUAGGUGGUUUUCACCGUAUGGCGUAUAGGGAGAUCGAUCGAGCGCUUGUCACUGCGCUCGCGGAGAGGUGGAGACAGGAGACGCACUCCUUCCACCUACCUGUUGGUGAGACGACCGUUACGUUACGGGACGUGGCGAUUCUUACGCGCCUUCCAGUACAUGGGUCUGCGGUGACAGGACACGCGUUAGUCGAUCCCGUCGGUUUGGUUGGUUGGGUACUUGGUGUCCAGCCAGGUCCCGCCGAUAUUAGGGGAUCCGGGUUGAGGACCGGCUGGGUCCGUGAGACUUUCCGUGAGCUACCACCAGGGGCUGAUGACGCCCAGGUUCAGAGAUACGCCCGGGCGUACUUGUUCUUCCUCAUCUCGGGCGUGUUGUUCGGGAAUAAGAGCGGGAGCCAUCUCCAGCUCAUUUACAUGCAGCUGUUGGACCACGACUGGGAUCAUAUCCGAGGCUACAGCUGGGGUAGCGCCUGUCUGGCGACGUUGUAUCGCCAGCUGUGCAGAGCAUCCCACGUAGGUGCUAACGAGAUUGGAGGUCCCCUGAUUGUCCUCCAGUUCUGGGCUUGGGAGCAUAUCCAUGUAGGCAGACCAGGCAGACCUGCGAUACACCGUCGGGGGAGCAGGACCAGGACGACCAGUACCAGGCGUACGAUGCUCCCCCGCUCCCUACACCGGAUGAGGCAUAUGGUUGCAGGUGGGUGGUACCCAGGCUGACACAUGCUCAUGCGGCGAGGGGUCUUCCGUAUUACCGAAAC